CGAGUUUUUCCUUUGUGGACUUCUGCAAGUGAACAUUUCCGCGGUCUGCCAUGGAGGCAACAAGAGCCAGGCACGCUUGAUCAAUUCACGAUUUCAUAAAGUGUGAUGGAUUCCCUAAAAGCUUACUGGACCUAUUUAGUGAGCUGUUCUCAGUCUCUCAUUCUGGAUCAUGGCUACUGGAAAUCAAAGGAUGAGAAAGCCAUGUGUCUUCAUGAUAUUGUGAUGGUCAAACUGAGCCGCUUGCUUUUGAAGAAUCUGGAUCAGAUCGGAUGUUGCAGAUCACUGAGAAUUUGCAUCUUGGCUGACAACUUUCUGACCAGGAUUGAAGCUGUGAUGGCAUGCACACACCUGGUUAAAUUAGAUCUUAAAGGAAAUCAGAUUGUUCAGCUCCCUGAUGCUUCAUGUUGGAGUCAACUGAAAGAAUUGCAACUUCUGUAUCUUCACGACAACAACAUGGCAACCUGGGAUGAUAUUAAUGGCUUGUCUGGCUGUUUAAACCUGACAGCAUUAACUCUCUUUGAUACACCGCUCAGUUUAAAGAAGAACUACAGGCACUGCGUGGUAAACAACAUAUGGUCACUGAAGGCCCUGGACAACUAUGUUAUCUCUGAUGAAGAAAUUAUUCAAAACUGGUCCCUUUCCUUUCAAUUUAAAGCAAUGAAACAACACUUUCAUGUCAAUCUGUAUUCAUCAAAGCCGGAUUCAUUUGAGACAGAGUUAAAAGCUGUGUAUAAAUUAAUCGCAGAGAUCAACAGGAUUCAGGCCUUUUGUUGCCCUACACUUAUUAUACAGCGCUGGAUUCGAGGCUAUUUAAUUAGAAAGCACCUUGGAAUUAGUCUUUGUGGAAAGAAGCGGACAUGGCCGGAGAAAUCAUUCAUUUCCACUCAACCAGUGCAUGCAGAAAAAGAGCAGGUAUCGCCACAAUCUCAGGAAAUCAUGGAGGAGGACAAUAAUAACCAUUGUGUGUCGGAGAAGACAGAUGUACAUAUUAAAAGACUUAAUGUGGACUUAAAUAAACUGAUGCAAGCUGGUUACUCUGAGGUUUCAUUUGAGGCUACAAAUGCUAAACCAUCUGACAGCCAAAAGGACACAAAUUCACCAUACAUCACCUCUCAACCUCUGAAGUCAGAACUAAACGCAUCUAACCAAGAUGCCAAAGUGACUGGUAAUGAAGACAUUAAGAAAACAGCAUUUCGUGUUUUGGGAAUGAAAGUCCACCAGACUGUGCCAUCGAGUAACACAUUAACAUCCCGUAAUGCCAUGGCACAGGAGAUCCGUGACACCAUCAGACAUCUUCACACCCAGAGGCCUGGUCCACAGCCUCACUCACCUGCAAUUACUUCAGUGAAACAUCUGAUUGGUCACUGCCAUGGCACCAUCAGCUUUACUACUUUCAGAGUCAUUGAUAAAGCCCACAGAGCGAGUGAGAAGGCCGAGAUGCAGAGGCACCUGGCGGAGAAUGUAACCGAGCAGCAAUUUGACCGUGAGGUUGCCAAGAGCCACCGAGAUGAUUUCAUGGAGGCUCGGAGGACAGAGGCACGCCUUCGCCAAAAGAGUGACCAAGUGGACAUAGACAAAACUCUCAGUCUACAAAGAGCCAAAAGAGACGAGGACAUCCAACAGGCACGUCAAAAACACGCACAGUUCGUGGAGGACAAGAGGCGGAAGGUACGAGAGCAGGAGAUGGUUUACAGCUUCAGCAGACAACAUAACUCAAUAGCCAGGGUUGUUUUUAGAUAUAACAGAACAAAGAAACAUGGAAACCAACAAGAAAAGCAUGAUCAUGCAGCAUGAAUGGGUCAUGUUGAACAAUCAAAAUAGAACAUUUGAAUAUAAUGUUUACUAGUAGUCAAAUUAAGUAUGCUUGUGGUACCUCUGAUGGUGGAAAGAUAUGUGACAUCUGCAAACAUUGUGUUAUGUACACUGGCAUCUUUUCUUCUAACAUCCAGGGUUCCCAUGGGUCCUUAAAAUCCUUGAAACUUUGUGACUCUGGGGAAAAAAAUGUAAGGCCCUGGAAAGUUUUUGAAAAUAUACAUGUAUAGAUACAGGUCAUUAAAAGUGCUUGAAUCUAUUUUAUGCAAGAAGUUUUCUGGAAAAAAAUCCAUAUUAU
Molecule: messenger RNA, 2110 nt
Organism: Misgurnus anguillicaudatus (oriental weatherfish)
Lineage: Eukaryota; Metazoa; Chordata; Actinopteri; Cypriniformes; Cobitidae
Gene: lrriq3
Product: leucine-rich repeats and IQ motif containing 3
Molecular function (GO): protein binding
Source: RefSeq, a predicted model, not a curated record